Microthlaspi erraticum is the source of this 456-nucleotide messenger RNA. Lineage: Eukaryota; Viridiplantae; Streptophyta; Magnoliopsida; Brassicales; Brassicaceae. The record is from the annotation of a GenBank genome assembly.
AUGUUAUGGCCAACAGUGAUAAAGUUUCAGAGGUCUGAAGGAGUCUACUCAUCAGUUCAACCUGCUUACUUCACCACUUUCCUACCAAAGGUCAAGGAUCAAGGGAAAUUCACUCUCCCUUGCACACUUGGGCAUCUUGAGCUUGACAAUGCCUUGGUGGAUUCUGGAGCAAGCAUCAAUCUGAUCUCUCUCUCCAUGGCAGAGAAGCUAGGCAUUGCUGGAGCCUUGCAGCGCCCUACUACUUCAAUCAUGUUUGGAGAUGCAACUUCUAAGUCUCCUCUUGGAGUGUUCAAGAACUAUCACUUGAAAAUUGGAGAAUGCAUCAUCCAAACUGAUCUUACUGUCAUGGAGAUGGAAGAAGAGAAGGAUCUACCUCUGUUAUUGGGAACCCCAUUCCUUAGCACAGUUGGCGCUUCAAUAGACUUUCACAAGCAAGAAGUGAUCUUCACAAGGUGA